UCAUUUAUUCUAUUAUUAUGAGUCUUAAACAAGCCCAUUAAUCACAAUUAUAACUAUGGUGUGAGGCGAGUUUGGUACAUUUUUUAUAUUUCCCUAUUUGAAAGCCCAUUUUUCGCCUAUCCUUUUUCACCUUUGUUUCGCGGCGGCGCAACUGCUCUGCAACUCUGCCAUUGCGCCACCGCCGAUUCGCCGAUAAUCAAUGGCGGAAGAAGCCGUGCUAGGCUAUCUAGAGCACAACCAGGAGAUAUCAGAUUCCGGCGUAUUCGCCCAGGAGAAAGGAAUCGACCAUGAAGAGCUCGUCAACGUCAUCAAAAGUCUCAACGGCUUUGGUCUCGUUGUUGCUACGGAUAUCAAGAGGGAGAGAUGGUCUCUCUCGGAGGAGGCUCAGAGUUAUGUUAAAUAUGGAUCUGCUGAAGUACUACUCUUUGAAGCCGUGCCACCAGAGGGUACCGCCAAAGCUAAGUUGCAGGAAAUCUUGAAGUCAAAAUUGCCUGCGGAUCUUGAUGACAACACUAAGUCCUUAAUUUACGACAAAGGGUGGGCACAGGCCAUGAAGAACAAAUGGAUAGGACUGGCAGAUUCUCAAGUAUCACGGAAGGUUGAACAAGUUGAAGACAGAGUGAAAGAGUUACUAAUCCAGAUUCAGAAUGGGGAGGCUGUUGGUGCUAAGGAUAUUGAUGCUCUCAAGCGAAGAAGGCUUAUUAGUCUCCAGAUAUGGAAAGGCUAUUCGGUAAAGAAAGGUCCUAAUUAUGCUCCAAAGAGGAAAAAGGCAGCUACUGAUUUAACUCGCGAACAUCUACAGAGGGAUGAAUGGAAGGAUAUUGAGUUUAAGGAGUACAACUUCCUUGCGAAGGGCCAACCAACUGAAGGUGGCUGUCUUCAUCCGUUAUACAAGGUUAAGCAACAACUUCAGAUGAUAUUUCUCCAAAUGGGAUUUGAAGAGAUGCCAACAAACAAUUAUGUGGAGAGCAGCUUCUGGAACUUUGACGCACUUUUCCAACCUCAACAACAUCCGGCUCGUGAUUCACAUGAUACAUUCUUUCUGAAAGUGCCUUCGACCACAAAGAGUCUGCCUGAAGAAUAUGUCGAGCGAGUUAAAACAGUUCAUGAAUCUGGUGGCUAUGGCUCCCGGGGGUAUGGAUAUGAUUGGAAGAGAGAGGAGGCAAACAAGAAUCUUCUGCGGACUCACACGACUGCUGUAUCCACCAGGAUGUUGUAUGCACUUGCCCAGGGACCUUUUACUCCAAAAAAAUAUUAUUCUAUAGACCGUGUUUUCAGAAACGAAGCAGUAGAUCGAACUCAUCUUGCUGAAUUCCACCAGAUAGAAGGCUUAAUUUGUGAUCGAGGGCUUUCACUUGGACACUUAAGGGGAGUUCUUGAAGACUUCUUCUCUCGGAUAGGGAUGUCUAAGCUUAAGUUCAAGCCCGCCUACAAUCCUUAUACUGAACCGAGCAUGGAAAUCUUCAGUUAUCACGAAGGUCUGAAGAAAUGGGUUGAAAUUGGCAACUCGGGUAUGUUUAGACCAGAAAUGUUGCGGCCAAUGGGACUUCCGGAAGAUGUGCAGGUGAUAGCAUGGGGUCUUUCACUUGAGAGGCCCACGAUGAUACUUUACGGGAUUGACAACAUCAGAGAUCUCUUCGGCCACAAGGUGGAUCUGUCUCUCACUAAAAGAAACCCGAUAUGUCGCCUUGGACUUAGUUGAAAGACGCUCACUGCCAGAUUAGAACACACUUGUCUUUCAUCAACAGCAAAUUGUUUAAAAUAUUGUUGUUGAUUUUGUUAUUUUGAUGGUUUGACGUAUCUUACCCAGAUUAGAUUUUUGAUCAAAUGCAUGGUUAUGUUAAACAAAAGAAAA
Salvia miltiorrhiza (redroot sage) is the source of this 1855-nucleotide messenger RNA. Its product is annotated as phenylalanine--tRNA ligase alpha subunit, cytoplasmic. Gene Ontology annotation, cellular component: phenylalanine-tRNA ligase complex; cytosol; cytoplasm. The record is from RefSeq and is a predicted model, not a curated record. NCBI's taxonomy places the organism in Eukaryota, Viridiplantae, Streptophyta, Magnoliopsida, Lamiales, Lamiaceae. Bases 200 to 1702 code for a protein of 500 amino acids. The transcript has 19 exons. Gene Ontology annotation, molecular function: ATP binding; tRNA binding; phenylalanine-tRNA ligase activity. Gene Ontology annotation, biological process: phenylalanyl-tRNA aminoacylation.